Messenger RNA from Mugil cephalus (flathead mullet), 2116 nucleotides. RefSeq lists its product as uncharacterized. The transcript has 2 exons. Gene Ontology annotation, biological process: regulation of DNA-templated transcription; circadian rhythm. Bases 659 to 1747 code for a protein of 362 amino acids. The record is from RefSeq and is a predicted model, not a curated record. NCBI's taxonomy places the organism in Eukaryota, Metazoa, Chordata, Actinopteri, Mugiliformes, Mugilidae. Gene Ontology annotation, molecular function: DNA-binding transcription factor activity; DNA binding. Gene Ontology annotation, cellular component: nucleus.
UAACGUGGGAAAAUAUGCAGUACUAUUUGGGAUAGUAAAUACACAUCUGAGAAAAAAAUAAUGAUCCUGCUGCCACGUGACUGGAAUAAGUCCGCGAGUCUGGAUAUGUUUUGAUAUUUUGAAGUAGGCACCGUUUAAAAUUUCCCACACCGUUUUAGUUUACCACAUUUAUUUACAAGUAAUGUAUUUUAUUAUUCACUGAUAGAAUACGUGUGAACACUCUUCUUCAGGCACUGCAGAUCGAUGUGCAGUAACUUGAAAAAAAAAAAAAAAAAAAAAAAAGUAGGCCAUUUAUCCAAACUGACUCAUUUCAGCUUUACCUAUUGGUUUGGUCGUGGCCGCAUUGCUCUCCAAGUGAAGGUGCCUGAUCUGUUUCCACGGCACUGAAGAGGCGCAACGCGAUUGGCUGCGUGCACGUAGUAUGUGCGCGCCGCCCAGAAGCCGUGCUCUCUUCAGCACCGCUGAUAGUGAUUGAAAGGUAAGCGCAGCCCUCUCUGGGGAAACAUGUAACACCCACAAAAUAAAAUUAAGAGACUCAUCUAAGCGGCGUGGACCAGGCUGCGUCUUGCUGUGUGUGUUACAGAAUUACAACAGACUCUCUCAAAGUUGAUCGUGUCUUCCAAAUCAUCCCACAGGUGUCAUCCUUCCACUCAGUGCCAUGUCCACCGCGAGUAGUCCUGACGGUGUUGUGACACCUGCACCUUGCCAACCCUGCUCCUCGGUGGAGAGCAGCGGAUACGUUGAGCCCGACUCAGACCCCGGGUUGCUCCCGGUGACGCGGUCCGCCCUGCUGGCCCGGCGUAUCGUCCGUUUGCGGGCCUGCAGCGGCCACUUAAGCCCCGUCACACGCCGCAAGAGGGAGAUGACCCCCUCCGACAAGAAAGACGCAACCUACUGGGACAAGAGGCGCAAGAACAACGAGGCUGCGAAGCGGUCCAGGGAGAAGAGGAGGCUGAACGACCUGAUGAUGGAGGGCCACUUGUUGGCUCUGAGUGAGGAGAACGCCCAGCUUCGGGCGCAGAUGCUCAACUUGCAGUAUCACAGCCUGGCUGUAGAUAAAAGCAAACCCGUCUCUCCUUGUGCAACAUCAACUGCGUCUGUACUGGCCUCCGCUUUGUCCUUAUCCUCUAUGCCGGCUCACCCCUCUGCUCUGUUCCAGGCCGGACUCUGGGGAAACGGCAGGAGGCAGCAGGAGACAGGCAUGCACAGGUUUGAGGCCUCGAUCCCCUGUUCCACCGCCAAUAUCGGCGUCUUUAACGCACACCAUAAGUGUGAAACGCAGCAGGGCGCCUUCCCCUUUUCUGGAUCCCGUGUCCUGACUGCCCGAGAGGCUUUGGGGGGCAGGAGGUCAGCGGAGGCUGAGAUGGAAGCCCAGCGGCAGGUCUCCUCCAGCGAUGACAUCCCCAUCUCCACCGACGCGCCUUCCCAGCAUCUCUCCUCACUCCCGGCGUUUCUGUCCGCACCUGACAGCAUCCACCAUGCCUCCACCCUGUCGUAUCCCCCUCAAAACUGGCUGGUGCCCCACCUGAAUCACUCGGCAGUAUGUAAUAAUCUCCUGCUGCCCUGGCGGUCCCCCUACCUGACUCCCCCGGCGGUCUACCCCAGCCUGCCUCUCCACAUACAGCGCAGACAGGAGCAGGGUCUCGGGAUGGAGACCCACAUUCACAGGGGAUUCAAGAGUCGGUUCAGUGGAGCUCCCCCAGGACUGUCUCAGCUCGGAAUGCAUCUCAGUCCUGAUGGACGCUGACGGGACAGCGGGACUGUCGAUGUAUUAUGUAUAUAAUACAAGUAGAAUCAAAUGAAGCGUUGUAGUGCUGCAGUCUCAUUUUUGAAUGUAAUAUUUGUAAAAGUUAAUUACAGCUGUGGAUAUUUUGGCAUCAUGAUUGCUGUGGAUAAAAUGUAAAACAGAAAUGAGUGAAAAGCGUUAGUGAUGAUGCAAAGGACAGACCUCUAUGUAAUGGCAACGGUACAUAUAUUUCAUAAAAAAUAUAUCUGAUGUAAAGAUGAAAGCUGAAUACAUUCUCCUAGUUUCUGUGGUUAUAUUUGUGUUUCGAUUAAAAGGAAACAGUGUAUACACAAAAGAGCCACAAAUCAUGUUAAACUAUCGGCAUCCAUC